This is a messenger RNA of Oncorhynchus keta (chum salmon), 3027 nucleotides long. RefSeq names its product myelin and lymphocyte protein-like. Gene Ontology annotation, molecular function: structural constituent of myelin sheath. The transcript has 5 exons. Lineage: Eukaryota; Metazoa; Chordata; Actinopteri; Salmoniformes; Salmonidae. The record is from RefSeq and is a predicted model, not a curated record. Gene Ontology annotation, cellular component: membrane. The coding region runs from base 143 to 604 and encodes 153 amino acids. Gene Ontology annotation, biological process: myelination.
AGGAACAGGUGUGGGUUAAGGAAGCAGGGCUUUAAAUCAGAAGUGUUUAGGUCACAGGUCUCACUUUAGGGAGAACUGUGUUUGGCACACACCCACAUCAACAAAACGCCAACACACAGGUAGACCUUGACACUUUGGGAAUAUGGCUUCCAGCACCUCCAGUAACCCUCUGCCCAGUGGCACCAGUGUUUUCACCACUGUUCCAGACCUCUUCUUCAUCCCUGAGUUUAUAUUCGGAGGUCUGGUGUGGACUCUGGUGGCCUCCACAAAAGUGCUGAUUGCGAAUCCUCAGGGCUGGGUGAUGUUUGUCUCUGUGUUCUGCUUCAUCUUCACUACCCUGUGGUUCCUCAUCUUCAUCAGUGGAGCCAAUAAGAGCAGCAUCUGGCCUACACUGGAUGUUGUGUAUCAUUCCCUUGCAGCCUUCUUCUACCUCAGUGCAGCAGUGGUACAGGCCUACAUCACCAUUAGUCUGAAAUCAGUUACCAGUACUUUCUUCAAAGAAUACCAAUUGGAUAUUGCUGCAGUGGUGAUGUGUUAUGUGGUGACUCUGCUCUACGCCCUCCAUGCCAUCUUCUCUACGAUGAGAUGGAAGAGUUCCUCAUGAAGACCAACAUCCACAAGACAACAGACAAUGGGGCAACAGACAUUAGCGAAGGCUUUGAUAUGACAUCAAUUGUAAUCUAUACAUAUUCAAAUAUUUUUCUAGAUUAUUUUCUUCCUGUAAACCAAUUUGGAGUGAAAUGGAUGUACAAUAUAAAUAUAUUUUAUAUUUAACCAAGUGCCUGUUUCAGAUGCUGAGAUAGAAUAAAUUGAUUAUAUAAUAGUUUUUCCAGGUGUAGCAAAAACUAUUACAACAAUGUUCAAUAAAAAUGCUGAUGUGAAGCAUUUUGUUAUGGUAGGGUAGACCUAUUAGAUGAACAUAGGAACUGAAGAGGUCUUGGUGGCUGCUCUCGUGAAAAUUGUAUACGCUAUCACCAGAACAUAGUGUAGAGGCAAACAAAGGACUGAAUUCCUCAGCAAUGCAUUUUCCACACACAGUUUCUGUUGUCAUUUUCUUGAACAAAAAGGUCAACAUGUAGUCUUAUUUGUGUAGGGUGUGUCCAGUUGGCAAAAGGUGGACUGCCUACCACAAUGCCGCAGCAGUCACCUGUCGCUCCGUUAGUUCACUGUAGUAGUUGAAAGCAAAUAGUAGGCAUAGCGCAUUGAUUGCAGAGUAUGCAGCCUAGCCUAUGGCAUUCAUUUGUUAUGCUACAGAAAUUACAAGGAAUUUAGAAUAGUAUGGAAGGCUUUAGGGGGCGGACAGGGAACAGAAACACAACGGCCCAUUUUCUUCCCUUAUUAUCCAGAUACUGAUCAUUUUAAGCAACACAUCCAGGUUAGACAGGCCCACUAUGCAAAAAUUGGACCAGGCCUUCUGUUAUUAGCUAGAAAUGCCAGAUGGCCAGUCUACCCCAGCCUUCAGGGCUCCCAAGUGACGCAGCGGUCUAAGGCACUGCAUCUCAGUGCAAGAGGUGUCACUACAGUCCCUGGUUCAAAUCCAGACUGAAUCACAUCCAGCCGUGAUCGGGCAUCGCGUAAUUGGCCCAGUGACAUCUGGGUUUGGCUGAGGUAGGCCAUCAUUGUAAAUAAGAAUUUGUUCUUAAUUGACUUGCCUAGUUAAAUAAAGGUUUAAAAUGAAGGCUGCUGAACAACAUGGUAAAACACACAUUACAUAGUAAUAACCUAUGCCUUACUUGUUUCUUUGGAAAAGCACCACACCAACAGUUUGUCAAUGAAGCGUCGGCUGAUAAUAUGUUGUGGUGGAUGUCCUCACAAUGAAACUUUAUUCCACUCUUUAUUUAUUCCACAUGUAGGCAUGAUCUCUUUCAUUUUUGUAACUGUUGCUACAAAUAUGAUGCAUGAUCAUUCGUGCCAUUCGUGCCUGAUCAUUCCAUAAGAGGCAGAUGCCACUUAUCUAAGUGUUACAUCACAGAAGGAAUGCAAUCAUUCUUUGGUGACAACAAAAUACAUAAAUUCUGUCUCUUUUUUUGUACUAUUUUUUUUUUUUUUUGUACUGUUUUUUGUAAUAUGUUCUGCAGUACAAGUUGCUUUUGUACUGUAGACUUUAAAUACUUUAAAUAUAAAUAUAUAAAACUAAUGAAUUAUUGUUAAAUCUGCAUUUGCCACCUGCAAGAAACCCAGUAAACAUCACGUCACAUCUCUCUCUUCAUCUCAAAGUUGUCUCCUAGAGAAUGCUUCAACACCCUAGAGUAUGUGUGAAACUCAUUCCACGGAGGGCCGAGUGCCUGCGGGUUUUCGCUUGAUCGAUGAAUGAAGGUCAGUGAUUAGUUAAAAACUCCCUCAAAUGGUUGUCUAGUUCCUAAUUGGACACAAACUGAAAGGAGGAACCAAAGACAAGCAGACACUCUGCUUGAUGAGUUUGAUGAGUUCGACACCCCUUCUCCAAAGUCUAAGCCAGGAAGAAGGAAUUGUAAUGUCAGAAUCAUUUUCUUAAUCUCAAGGCAGUCUCUCAAAGAAAUAUAAAUUGUCCUUAUUUUAGAACUUUACUGAACAAAAAUAUAAUGGCCGCAUGCAACAAUUUCAAGGAUUUUACUGAAUUACAGUUAAUUUAUUGAAAUCAGUCAGUUGAAAUGAAUUCCUUGGGCCCUAACCUAUGGAUUUCACAAGACUGGGAAUACAGACAUGCAUCUGUUGGUCAAGCUACGUUAUAAAAAAUGUAGGGUCGUGGAUCAGAAAACCAGUCAGUAUCUGUUGUGACCUUAUGCAACACGCUGUCGUACAUGUCGAUCCAGAGCAUCCCAAACAUGCUCAAUGGGUGAUAUGUCUGAUGAGUAUGCAGGCCAUGGAAGACCAGUAACAUUUUCAGCUUCCAAGAAUUGUAUACAGAUCCUUGCAACAUGGGGCCGUGCAUUAUCAUAUUGAAACAUGAGGUGAUUGCAGCAGAUGAAUGGUACAACAAUGGGCCUUGGGAUCUUGUUACUGUAUUUCUGUGCAUUCAAAUUGACAUCAAUAAAAUAUAAUUGUGUU